AUGGAAUAUACUCCGAGGCUCAGUCUAGAAAGGGAGCCCAGUGAAGGAAAAAGGAGAAAGAUAUCUCCAAGUCGUAGGAUACUAACUACUAAUCCGUAGACAAUAUUAAAAAGCGAUACCAAAUGAUCUUUUUAUCACUUAUUUUUCACCUCCAGUGAAAGGGGAAAUUCAUUGCAGCAAAAAGAUUUGCCUGGCACUUUAUUCUGGUCAAUAAUUUACACUGUUUGUUACUACAGAUCGAACCUUAUAAUCUGUAAUUUUAGGCGCUGUGAAGUGUGGUGGAAAUCGCUCUGGCUUCUUUGGCGUUAUCAAGUCCCCAAACUUUCCUAACACGUACCCCAAUAAUGUUCACUGUGUGUGGAACAUAACAGUCCCCAAAGGUCAUCGAAUAAGAAUACGCUUCACAGUAAUCGACAUCGAGUUCUUCUUCCAGUGUGAUUACGACUGGCUCUCUUUGCGCUCUGGUAAUAGCACGCUGGGACGAUUUUGCGGUUCCAAACACAAGACAAUAAACAAACAUCAUAGCAAACUCCCUAAGGAGUAUGUUAUCUCGCCAACCAACGAAUGUACCAUUACAUUUCACUCGGACUACUCUAACGAGGAAUCAUAUGCUGGCUUUAGAGCGCAUUAUAUCGCUGUUGGUAAGAUUAUGUGACUCUAGUUAUUACAGUAAUUAAGCCCCUUCCCUCAAAGAAGACAUCCCCCGCGAAUAAGCCGCCCCCCUUCCCGUUUUUAGGGAAAGAGAGUUAUUAAGCCCCCUUCCCAUCCCCCUUUAUCUUGAAUGAUAAACUGUAACACUCCACGUGGAUUGAUCCGAUAUGAUUUAUUCACUUGCUGAAAGUUGGAUUUGUUACCUUACUUCUUGAAUGCAUACUGUAAAUCCUCUAUUAAGCUCCCCCUCACAAAUAAGCCCUCCCUUUUCAGGGGAAGAAAGUUAAGAAGCUCCCCCUCUCAAAUAACCCCCCCUCCCUUCCCCUUGUUAUUAUUAUUCACUAAUAAAUAAUAGACUGUAUUAAUCAAUCACGACUGUAAAUCUUCGUUUGACUGAUCUGGGAUGGUUUAUUCACCAGCUGGAAGUUCGGAUUUGAUUUUGGUCCUCGGAUGCAUGACCUCCAUCCAACUUCUUGUACUUUAGCUUUUCCACUUUGAAUUCGAUCCAGUCCUUUAUGGAGUACUGAUACCAUCGUCUUUGCUAAAUUGAAUAAGCUCCCCUUUCUCAACUAAGCCCCCCGUCUCUAUUAAACCGCCCCCCUCAAAUGUGCUUGAAAUGAAUAAGCCCCCCGUGGGGGAGGGGGGGGGGUCUCAAUAGAGGAUUUACUGUAGUCCAUUCACCUAGAAACACAAAUCUCUUCAACUGAUCCGGCACUUACAUGUGCCAGCUGUUCAGUGCGGCGUUGAUCACGUGUUGUUUGUUUUUAUUGAUGUCAAAAUAACAACAUUAAUAUACAACAUACAAAAUAAAUAAAUGAAUAAAUAACAAAAAAUCAUUUGUUGUUAUUGCAGAUGAAGAUGAAUGUAAAAGCGAGAAUGGCGGCUGUGAUCACUACUGUCACAAUUACAUCGGCGGCCAUUACUGUUCUUGUCGUCUCGGAUACAGACUUCAGCCUGAUGGCAAGUCAUGCCAUUGUAAGCAGAUAUAUUUCAUCGCGUUUUACUUUUAAAAUAACUCUUAGCUUUUUUUUCUUCUUCUUCUUUUUUGCCGAGGUUUUGUUUUGUUUUGUUUGUUUGCUUCGAUAUUACCUGUAAUAACGUAUCAAAUGACCUUGAAUUUCUAGGGAGGACUGAUUGGACAGCAUUCUAACUAUAAGAGUUAAUUUUCCAGUGUAAAACCUUACUUUCGAAAUGUAAUGAAACUUUCUCUUCAAGUAACUUGAAAAGUUUGAAAAUUUCGUUUUUUAUGAUAAUAAACUGACAUCUUUGAAAGAGCCAGAGUAGCAGAAAACAGCUUGCAUUCCUGCCAAGCAUUUUGUUGUCGUUGUUGCCGUUUGUUUUCAGUAUCCUGACCCGACGUUACCUUGUCCUCUUUUUAUAUUUCAGUCAUCUGCAACAACCAGAUCAUUCAAUCUAGAAGAGGAGAAAUAACAUCUCCAGAAUAUCCGCAGAAAUACCCCAAAAACUCCGAUUGUGAUUGGACAAUAACCGUGGAGAAAGGAUAUCAGAUAACGCUAACUUUCCUCGAGGUAUGAUUCUUAUAGUUUUGCACAUUCCCUUCGAAAUGAUCGAUAGAAGAGCCAUUUUUUAUGGUUCUUGAUCGAUACUAUUGGUGGAAAAAAUAAUCGAAAAAACUUGUUAAAACUGCAACAAUAGCUUUUCCAUCUGGCAAGUAAAUUCGUCGUCAGAUUUCAUCACUCAAUUCUACUGUUCACGUACAUGAGCAAAAGUAACUAUCUCAGGGAAAAAAAAUCGUAAAAUUUGCUCUUAAGAACGGUGCUUUACAUUCGGGAAUCCCCAAAUUUUACCUCUUGAUUUUUAUUUAGAGGAAUCAUCAGCCUCUUAAACAUUCCUUACUCCCCUAGCAUAGUCAUUAAAGCGGGAGCAAAAAGAAGUGUCCGCAUUAAAAAGGUGUCUGUAUUACCUAGGCACGGAUUGUAUAACGUUUGUCAUCUUUGGGACCAAGAAAAGUGUUGUAAGGAGAACUGCAAGGUAGUUGAAAAAACCUAGAGCGGACAGGACCGGACCGGACCUAUCCUAGGCUCAGGAGUACCGCGGGCGCAUCGAGACACCCACGGCUGGAGACUGAGCUUAGACCUAUCCCUAACCCUCCUCCCCCCCCCCCCCCUUGGGGGAUACCCCCUUUUAUAACCCAAUUGGGUUUGAACGGCCCCAAAGGGUAGGGGGUUUUCGCCGUUUUGGUCUGAAAAGGGUAAUAGUCGGGCCGUUUUGUUCUGGAAUGGGGUAUGGUGUUGGGGGGACCUGGGGGGGGGGGGUAAGGGAUUUUUAUUUUUAGGUCCAAAUGUUUUUCAAAAAAAGGUGUGUAAGGGGAACCGGAAGGUAGGUGAAAAAACCUAGGGGCGGCAGGACCGGACCCGACCUAUCCUAGGCUCAGGAGGACCGCGGGCGCAACGAGACACCCACGGCUGGGGACUGAGCUUAGACCUUUCCCCAACCCCCCCCCCCCCCCCCCUCCUUGGGGAGUACUCCCUUAUAUAAGCCAUAUAGGUAUGAACAGCUCCAAAGGGUAUGGUGUUUUCGCCGUUUUGGUCUGAAAAUGGGUAUAGACUGGCCAUUUUGAUCUGGAAUUGGGUAUGGUUUUCGAGGGAACUGCGGGAGUGUAUGAACGUAUUUAUCAUUUUAAGUCCAAAUGUUUUGAAUACCUGAGAAAGAAAAAUAUGCGAAUUCGAAAUGGAUUUUGUGAAAUCGCUUCUGUUAGCGUUCUAAUCCAAGUAAUGAUAACAUAAUUUCUUAGAGCCCAGGUCUGAAAAGGGGUAUGGAUUUUAGAGGCCAGGUCUGACAAAAGGUGUGAAAAAUAACAUUUUUUUGUCUGAAAUAGGGUCAGGAUUUGGACAACCGGGAAGCACACCCCCCCCCCCCACGGGCCCUAACCUUUCGUCAUUUAGUAAGUUGCCGUGGUUGAUCUUCUCCUAUCCUAGCCGGAUUUUUCCUGAUACUUGAGGUUAGACUGUUCAUGCGCUUUAUCUUACAUCGAGUCACCUCUUUAUUUAGUUUGACAUAGAGGAACAUCCCGAUGUCGUUUGCCCUUACGAUUACCUAAAAGUAAACGCUGGUCAGAAGAGAAAGUACGGUCCUUACUGCGGCAAAAAGCUUCCACGGAACAUCACCUCAUCCGGGAACUACAUUCACAUCGAAUUUGUAUCUGAUGAUUCGGGAAAUUACAGAGGAUUUAAAGCCUUCUAUGACACACACGGUACGUAAAACGAUGUUUUUAGUAAUUAAAGGUCUUCUCGUUUUUUAGACUCCGGUGCAAACUUUGUUCUCUUAUUAUUAGAAAGUAAUUUUUAAUAGUGCUGUGCUAUUAUCAUGUUCAAAAAUGUUUUUUGCGAGUGAUUGUUCAGUUUUUCUGCGUGUAUUAGCCAUCUUUGAUUUUAUAGCCAAAGGGUAUCAUUGUCUUUUUAUCAACAGGAAUUCGGUGUCCUCCUUUAACCGCACCGGAUCACGGGAAUAUGACAGGAGACGAUUUUACGUUCAAACAAACUGUGGCAUUUGCAUGCAAUGAAGGCUAUCUUCUGACAGGCUCGGCCGUGAGAGAAUGUAAAAACACCGGAGACUGGGACGGAACUCCACCCGUCUGCAAACGUAUGUUAAAUUGAGAGCUUGUUUUAAAAGUUCUGACCUUUAUCUAGCAAGUUUGAUUUAUUUAUGUGUUUGUUACGUGGCGUUGGAACAAUGACUACAACCAGUUUUUCGGAGCCGCCCCUAAGUUAAAAAAGAAAAGAAAACAAAACAAAACAAACAAAAAAACAAAGAACAGAAAAAAAAACAGGGAGGAAAGCAGGCAAGAACAAUUUCAAUUUUUUUGGCGUUGAAAAUUAAAAGGCUACGAUAAGAUUGUCCAUUUUAAGCACCUAUCUUUCAAUACGAAAUGUCAGACAUGAGGAAUGAUAUCAGGGACGCUUUAAAGAAUUCAGGAAUACCGGUUUUUAAUUUGUGGCCAUAUAUAACAGACUCGAUUUGAGUGCUUUUGUUUCUUCCCUUCAAAUAGCGGUGAACUGUGGACACCCGGGAAAACCACGUCAUGGGAAUAUAACUGAGAGUGGAUUUACCUACCAAAAGGUUGUAAGUUUCUCCUGCAAUAAGUAUUUUGAGCUUCAAGGAGACAGAACACGGCAGUGUCAAGCAGAUGGGAUAUGGUCUGGAGAGCAACCGAAAUGUAUUGCAAGUAAGUUGCUGGAAUGGGUCUGGAAUCUUGAUCUAAAAAAAAUUACGUUCUCUGUUUUAAAAAGUGGAGUUGUCAGGAGAUAUUGAUAAGCCCAAUUGCGUAUUGCUUGUACGCCUGGGGCAGAGAAGUCCCGUAUGGUUUGAAUCUCAUCGGGAGAUUUGAGAAAAAGGGAUCGGGAAAAAUCGGAAAUAUUUUGCGGUGUGUAUUUAUUUUAUCUUUAUUCUUGGUUUGCAACCACGAGACAAGGCGGCCAUGUUGGGGUCAUUACUGACAAUAUAAUUUUUUCACGAAGAAUUAAAAUGAAAAUUGAGUUUUGUUCCCAGGGGAGAAAAAUGCUUUUGUUCUUGACCGCCAACAGAGUCGCCUUGACGUCUCGUGCAAACCAGCAAUACUAGGCCGCUUCUGUUGCCAUCUUUUGUGUUUGCAGAUUAUAAAUUAAGUCUUUGAAGGACAUGUUUGUUCCGUUCAGUGGCGAAUCUAUCUCUUGGCACCUCACCAAACAUUCUGGCUUUAACCUAGACCAGUCUCUCUUUUUCUUCAGAAUUAGUGCGGGGAGUGCAAACGCGCGCCAUCAAUCACACGCCUGGUCAUGUUCGUGUUUCGCGCGUUUUGCUCAACGGACUGAAAAACGAGAGACUGCUCGUAGUCUAGCUGUAACCCGACGAAUAAAUUUCUCUCCAUUUAAUUUCAGCGUGUGGAGAAGUGAAUCACUUCAAUACUACAAGUGAUGUUUGUCGAAAGAGGAUUGUUGGUGGACAGGACGCGCGCAAGGGCUCUUAUCCUUGGCAUGUUCUUGUAAUGAAGAAUAAUCUGAUCGCUUGUGGUGGAAGCCUGCUGAAUGAACGAUGGGUCUUGACAGGUUUGUAACUAAAAUAAUAAAAUAAUAAUAAUAAUUAUUAUUAUUAUUACUACUACUACUACUACUAAUAAUAAUGAUAAUUAUUGUUAUUAUUAUUGUUAUUAUUAUUAUCAUCAUCAUCAUUAUUAUUGUUAACAACAACGAUUAUGAUAACAAUAAUAUUAUUAUCAUUAAUGAUAAUGAUUAUGUUGAUGAUGAUGAUGAUGAUAGCGGCUUUCUGAAAGUCUAUGCUCACGUUAGGGACCAAUUGUGGCGUGACUCAUCGACAACCUCCCAUAAUUGGCUUUCAAAUUUUGUCAAUUCAAUAUAUAUUUCUCUUACAAAAGGUGGGACAGAACUCUAUGUUGUUUUGCCAGCUUUUACCGUCUAACUCCGACAAUUAUGACCGCCUGAAACAUUUUAACAAAGAUCCAGGACACGCAAACAAGCCACAAAGGCACAAAAUAACAACCGUUCUCUCGUCUGACUUGCUUUCUCCUUGCAACGCAAUAAUAUUUCAGAAAUAUUUCUGGUUUUCACGGUUUUGCGAGUUUCACAGUGAGCCAAACCCAUCCAUAGUCCUUUGAUAGCUAAUUCUUAACUUAUGCCUUAUUUUUCCUAGCUGCCCACUGCGUGAGAGACAGAUCGAGUGGUAUUGUAGGUCUUUCCGUUUUGAAGAUAUUUGCUGGCCUUCACCAGAUCCGCAAACUAAACGACAGUCACGUGCAGAGAAGAAAAGUAGUUCAAAUUAUAAGUCACAAGAAUUUUGAUUUCCGUCUGUUUGCUUCUGACCUGGCCCUUUUGAAGCUGGAUCGUGAAGUCAGAAUAUCACACUAUGUUAAGCCUGUAUGUCUGCCAGAAGGACAGUAAGUUAUUUUACAAGCUUUAUAAAGAUUGGAAACUGAUAGCUAUCAUAGUUGCAGAAUUUACAAGGGGCCACAAAGCAAGUACACGCAUGCGCAAUAGAGCUUUUUUGCAACGGUGACGACGACGGCGACAAAAACGCCAAAAAAGCUAUGCGUUUUAUCACAAAACAACAACUUUGCACGUGCUUCACACUCUUAGAUACAUUUCUUGCCUUCCUUGGACGACUACGACGUUGAUUAAGCUCCCUAGUGACUUACCCAGGUAAAAAGCAUGAAAUUUUGGCGAUGCAACCUAAGUAUCCAUUUAUUUGUUAACCUACUUGAGCGCUCUGAAGAACUCGCUUGAAAGAAAGGGUUCGUGUGUUAACGUUCCUGGACGAAUUGAAUUUUGACUCAGAGUUGUUCAUUGAGAAGAGAGAAAAAUUGCACUUACUGGAGAAAAACAUCUCAGAUGGCCAAGGGUAUUGAAACCCGGCAACAUUAAUGGGUAGUGAGUGUUUUAGCCACUGCGCAAACCUUGCUCCCCAGUUACUUAAGUUACGGUUUGUUAUGCGAGACUAACUGAAGUAUCUUUGUUGCUUGGAAAGAAAUUCUUUGAUGGGAGGGAUUUUGGUUUUCCCAACAGUAGCAUGUUUGCAUUAUUAUAAUUAGUAGAUCUAACUUUCUCCACAUUUUACUCAGGGGCGGAUCCAGGAAUUUUUUAUUGGGGCGGGUCCAAACUUUGGUUCAGAAAGGAUUGUUGAACUUUUUUGUGGCUAAUUGCUUCUCCCUCACUCCCCCACACCCCCCACCCACCAAACGUGGUUGCACGUUAUAAUUCCUUGGCCCUUACCUUGUACUUCAAUUCUACUCGUAAAGGAUGCAUCCUUGGAAUUUAGUUUAGUGACAAAAUGCAACGCACGUUUCAUUGAAAAAAUCAGCCAGUUAAAAAAUGAUAUACGAUCCUGUCGAUGAAAGAAUUUCAGUCUCAAACAAGCGUCAGGUCUGAUAGGGGGCGGGGGGGGGGGGAAUCCGUACCCCCCAGCCCCCCCCCCGGGUUCCGCCACUGUUACUAAAUUCCACAUUAACUCCUUUUAUUUUUAACCCCCUAAGGCGAAAAGGUCUUUUUGACCCGGGAAAUUUUGAAGGAGGGGUAGUCUUUGUCUUAAAUUAUACGUUGAAGGAAUGAAUUCUUGAAAUUAGGAUAAGCAAAAAAAUAAAACGCACAUUUAAUAAAAAAAAUCAGACAGAAAAAAAAAGAUAAACGACCCGGUCGAAGAAAGAAUUUCAGGCUCAAACAAGCGGCAGGGGGGGGGGGGGGGGGGGGGGGGGAAUCCGUACCCCCCAGACCCUCCCCCUGGAUCCGCCACUGUUACUAAAUUUCACAGUACAUCGUCUUAUUUGUAACCACCAUAGGCAGAAGAGUCUCUUUGACCCUGGAAAAUUUGGACGAGUGGUAGGAUGGGGCUACAAAGUAAGCAAGAGCUCAUUUGGGCAGUUUGCCAACACCUUGAAAGAGAUCUGCAUCCCCACCAUCAGAAAUGACGUAUGCAAGGCGGCGUUUAAAGACGAAGGUCACAAAGUGACACCACAAAUGCUCUGUGCAGGGGAAGCCUCAGGUGGCAAAGACUCCUGUCAAGGGGACUCUGGGGGUGGAUUUGUCUUCCAAGAUCCUGUCGUCAAGAAGUGGGUUCUGGGUGGGGUCGUCAGCUGGGGCAGUAACUUUGGAUGCGGCUUACGAAACAAGUAUGGAGUGUAUGUCCGCAUUACUGAGUUCGUCCCUUGGAUUAAGAAGCAAAUGUUCUAGUGCCUCUCUUGUGCCCGAACCUUAUGUUAAAAUUAAUAGUAACUAAGUUUAAGUUUCAUUUUAUGACGUUAUGUAACAUGCGCGGUCAACUUCGUAAUACGCAGGCGCCAGGAUUAUCCGUGGGCGAGAAAACAAGAAGUAGUCUAAGUAGGUUGUGAAUCAGUGUUUCAUUUUUUCUUACCUUAAACCUCACACUUAUAUCAUAGCUUGGCAGUCUAGAAAUAUGUGGGUUUUAUUGUUUGAUGCGGGUUAAUUAAGUUUAAAUGUCCCUGUUAGGGCGUUGUAUAUGAGGCUAAGAGCCUCUGUAUGUCGCAAUUGCUUUGCAUUCAAUCUCUACUACGCGAACAGGUGUUUAUAUAGUUGUAAAAUUUAACGAAUCAUUAUAUAGGAGAAAUGUUAACCAUUUCCUGAUCAAUUUUUUAUUUUUAAAACAAUGGGAAAUGUUACCAAGGCUAUUACGGGAAAGAAGCGUAUAUUCAGGUGUAGAAUACUUUUGCCUCUGUAGCUUAUGCUUGUAAAUACAACUGAUUUUUAAGUCUCUGUCACGGAUAUUGUUUACUUAAGAGAUGGGCAUCCCCUCUGUCUUUUACCUUAUUUAGUUUGGGUGGUUGGUUUUCACUGGAAUACUUCUAUACAAUAGAUAGGUGCGAACUCCUAGAAACCUCUACUUCUUUUUCAGAUUUGAACGUCCCUGAAACUUUCCGACGCCGAGCAGAAAGGUUUUGUGAAUAGCAUCUUCUGACAAAUGUUCACUCGUCAGUUGCGAGUUAAGGCGAUUAACAGGGUUGAUCUACUUGGAAACUUUCCAUAAGUUACACCUGCUUAUGCUGCGUUCACACAAACAACUCAGUUAAUUUACAGUGUACAGAACCAGUGCGCUGCGUUCACACACACAAUUUCGUAAAUUUACAGUGUACAGUGCCAGAGCGUCUAUUUCUCGUGGGAAGGUAACUGUAGCCUUAUGUGUCGUCUUUUAAUUCAUUAAAUUCCUCACUUUACCUUUUUAAACUGAUGAUUUACAGUGUUUU
Porites evermanni is the source of this 9355-nucleotide messenger RNA. Lineage: Eukaryota; Metazoa; Cnidaria; Anthozoa; Scleractinia; Poritidae. The record is from the annotation of a GenBank genome assembly.